This is a messenger RNA of Brenthis ino (lesser marbled fritillary), 453 nucleotides long. Lineage: Eukaryota; Metazoa; Arthropoda; Insecta; Lepidoptera; Nymphalidae. The record is from the annotation of a GenBank genome assembly.
AUGGACAGCAACUCUGAAGAAGAAGAAAUUUUAGUUUUUGUUGAAUUUGAAGACCCUAUCAAUUUAGAUAAUUAUAACAAUAUUCAUGUUUUAGGAAUUGAUACCAAUAAACCAAUAUUUCAGUUAGAUGAUACUUUUUUUACAGGUACAUUUGAAAAUCCGUUAGGAACAUAUAUGUUUUUUGAAGAAGAUCCUUCUCCAAAGUGCUCUGAUCCAUUAUUUGAUAAAUUGCCAGAAAAGAAUUUGAGAUUUCUCUAUAAAACUAGGAAACUAAUCAAUGUAGAACAUGCAUAUAUAACACCUAAAGAGGGAAACCAAGAGCAAGAGCAUCAAGAGGUACAAGAACCUCAAAAUCAGGAUUUAAAACCAGCUAACUUUAAAAAUAUUCAGGAUGCAUUAGAAAGAUUUAAAAAGGAAUGGCAUUCUAAAACAGAUAGUAAUCAGAAUAUCGGA